Molecule: messenger RNA, 171 nt
Organism: Funneliformis caledonium
Lineage: Eukaryota; Fungi; Glomeromycota; Glomeromycetes; Glomerales; Glomeraceae
Source: the annotation of a GenBank genome assembly
AUGAGACUAAAAGCUGUUUCUGGUAACACACUUCUUGGUGGAGAAGAUUUUGUCAAUCGCCUUGUGAAUCAUUUUUGCACAAGUAUUCACGCGCAAUUUAGGAAAGACCUUAAAAAGAAUGCAAGAGCUCUCCGUCGAUUGAAAAAUGCAAGUGAAUGUGAAAAAUCGUGA